AUGAGUUGCUGUUUCGCCUUCGACUUUGGUAAGUGCAGUUUCAAGCUGUCUAAGGGCUCUUCCUCUCAUAAGCUCGGUGCACCAACGUCUCCUUCUGUGGGGAAAAGAGGAGCUGAGGAGAAGAGUCCACCUGUGGUUUGCUUUCGGGAAAAGUUGAUUGAAUUUGUCCCAACUGCAGAGGCACUUGGUUUUGAGAAAACUCCUGCGACUGUCUCAGAUGCGAUGGCUAGAUUAGAACACUAUUCAGAUUUUAUUGACAAGGUAGGUGAAGAUGAACUUCGCCGCAUGCUAAUUGAUUUUCGGAGGAAAAGCAGCAACGUAAGCUACUCUGUGCGUUUUAACCAUCAUGCAGAGACUGCGCUAGCCUUUGCUACAUUGAGAGAGGAUGGCGAGCAUGAAUUCAUGCUUUUCCGAACAUCAAUUGCUGAUAGGCUUAUUACUAAAGCAGAGGUUGAUAAAAACAUGACUGAGGCAAGCGUUUUUUACUAUGGUUCAUUUAGUUUGAUAGAGGAGUCACCUUGGUCAACUCAUCUUGCUGCAAUGGACAUUGCUAACAAAUCAGGAUGCAUUCUCUCCUUUACCCCAACUCUACUAUUGCCUGGGUGGCUCUCAAAAAGUGCAACUAGUACUCCAAAGGCCAACAAUACUGUAUGGGACCAAGCUGAUGUUGUUACGAUGUGUUGGAGUGAAUUUACAUGGCUGGUUGCACCUGAUGUUCCAGGUGAUGAUCCACCUGAUGAUCCACCUGAUGACAAUCAGGUGCUAGAUAAACUUGGCCUCCCAAAUGUGAAGCUUUUGAUUCUGACUGAAGGGCCCGGAGUAUGCAGAUACUACACUAAGGAAUUCCACGGUAGUGUUCACGGUGGUAAUGUUUUGGCACAGUACUAUAGUGCAAAGAACGCUUUUGUUUGUAGCUUACUGAAGAGUUUGGCUUCAGACCCGAAUUUGUACAAGGAUGAAGAAAAAUUGAUGGAAGCUCUCAUUCUCGCAAAUAGCUGUGAGCCCUUCCCGAUGCCAGAGGUGAUUAGACCCCUGUUUCAUGGAACAAGCACUUCUGGAAGAGUACCUAGGUCUAGGUGA
Molecule: messenger RNA, 1080 nt
Organism: Ilex paraguariensis (yerba mate)
Lineage: Eukaryota; Viridiplantae; Streptophyta; Magnoliopsida; Aquifoliales; Aquifoliaceae
Source: the annotation of a GenBank genome assembly